UCGGUCCAUGAUAAUCCACAUACUUUCACAUCUAGAACAGCAGCAAGAUAAUCGUUGUUUGAACAUUCUCGGGAUAUAUUGAAAAUAUUAACUAUUUUAUUAUUGUUAUUGGUUUAAACACAGCUUCAUUUACAGUUCGUCUGGUGUUAAACCCGCAUGGCAGAAGGACGAUAUGAGAGAACCGGAGCAAACUGUCGUUUGCUAAGCUUGUAACUCAAGUCACGCAGUCACUGCCAUUCCCGAACUUCAGAUCUCUGUAAAUAUCACACAUGCAAUGGACGUGGGCACGAAAUCAUUGCUGUCGAAAUGAACCUUUCUCCGUCAAUUCAAAAAAGUUGUUAACGCAUUUGGAGCUGCAGUUGGUCCAGGUAAGAUGCAACAGGUCCCGUACGGAUCUGUGGAUCGAGAUAAGCCUCUCAUCCGUGUGCCUUUCACCCGGUUAGCGGUGAUCACAGUGUGUCUGCCUCUGCUCGGCCUCAUCACCUGCGUCGUGCUGUCACUCCUCAACCACUACAAUGCUGCUACUUACACACACUGUGAGGUUUCUAACUACCUCCCGUCCAUCAGCGCGUCCAUCAGUCUGACUCCAGAGCGCUACAUCUGGCGUUUCAGCGUCGGCCUGCACUCGGCCCCGCGAUUCAUGGUGGCAGCAGCAUACCUGAGCUUUUACCGUGGACGCUUUUCCAAGCGGCUGUUGGAGCAGCGUCUGAGUUUCCUCACAUUCAUCUUUGCUCUCAUCGAGAAUGUGGGGCUGCUUCUGCUCACCUACGUCUCCUCCACUGAGACCUACAGUGUCCAUAAGAGUGGUUUCAUCAUAUUUAUUGCGAGCUCUCUAUUCCACAUGCUGUGCACAUGCAGGUUGUGGUCAUUGAUUGAGAGACAUUCCCUUAGUGCAGAGGAUAUGAUGUCAUACCGUCACAAGCGCCGCCUUUUCAUCUUCAACGUUUUCUUCUGUCUUUUGGCUCUCUACUUCUACAGACGCCACAACUCGUACUGUGAACCAGGAAUAUAUACAUUCUUUGCUGUGUGUGAGUAUCUCGUGGUGCUCUCCAACAUGGCCUUCCACAUGACAGCCUACUGGGACUUUGGAGGCAAGGAGGUGAUGGUUGCAACACCUCCAGAGGGAAAACGCUUUUGACACAUCGUAUCCUUGGAACUUGAGACACAUGGGCUCUGAUGGCGGCUCUCAUUUUAGGCCAAGACUGAGGAGUGUGUGUGUGUGUGUGUGUGUGUGUGAGAGUGAGAGAGAUUUGACUUAAUUAUUUCAAAGAUUUAAUACAGGGGUUUAAAGAUCAUUUUCAGUGACUGUAUUUUGAAUUAUGAAAUGUUUUAUUAGUUAUAAGUCCUUAAAAUUGUCAGUAAUUGAUUCUCUUUAGUCCUGUGCAAUUUAUACUGCCGUUACUUCAGCUAAUUUACAUUUACUCAUAGUAAAGUGGCAUGUCUGUCUCUUUCUGAGUGGUUUUCAGCAGCAAAUGGUUGUUUCAUUAUAAACUUUGACUUUCCGCUUAUAGGAUUUAAACAGUUAGACUGCCUGUAAAAUGUCAUUAAACAGUGGACUUCGGUGUUGAAUAAGUUGCUUUGCGGCUCCUGUUUCACAAGUGCCAUUGCAAUAGUGAAAACUGUUUGUGCAUUUGAAACCUACAACAUGCAGGAAAACUGGUGUGAAAACCAGAAUUUUAUUUUUGUGUAAAUCAUGUGAAAAGUACAUUUUCACUGUUUGCACAGCAUUUAAUGUAUAUUUAAUCUUAUUUAUAUGGUUAAUAGUAGUAAAAUUAAUGGUCAUAAACACCCUGAGCCCUUAGUAUAUACUGUAUAUGAAUAUGUAAUUUGCCAUUACUUGAACACAAGGACUGGAACACUGCAAAGUGAUGUGUGACCCUUAUUUUCUAGAAUCUAAAAUAUUGUUUAACUAUGAUGAUUAUUUUUUCUGUGCCGAAGUUGAGCAUAAAUAAACAUGACUGUAUAUAAUAAUGCCCUUUAUGAUGUACCAAAAUCUUGUUUC
Molecule: messenger RNA, 2002 nt
Organism: Xyrauchen texanus (razorback sucker)
Lineage: Eukaryota; Metazoa; Chordata; Actinopteri; Cypriniformes; Catostomidae
Product: post-GPI attachment to proteins factor 2-like
Exons: 5
Coding region: 374-1138 (254 amino acids)
Biological process (GO): GPI anchor biosynthetic process
Cellular component (GO): endoplasmic reticulum membrane; Golgi membrane
Source: RefSeq, a predicted model, not a curated record